Messenger RNA from Rubroshorea leprosula, 1914 nucleotides. The record is from the annotation of a GenBank genome assembly. Lineage: Eukaryota; Viridiplantae; Streptophyta; Magnoliopsida; Malvales; Dipterocarpaceae.
ACUGUGUGCAGAAAUUGAGGAGAUGUCUUCAGAAGGGACAAUGAGUGUAGUAGGGAGUGAGGUGAUGCCCCUAGAGUAUGGUGGCAUGGACUCGGAGAGCAGUCUGUCUCUAUCUAGUUCGGAGAGGACGGUGGAGGAGAGAAAGGAGCGAAGGGUAGUAGAAGAAGAGGAAGAUGAAAUUCCCUCCAAUGUUAUAGAAAUUGAGGGUAAUGGAGAUGGGUGCUAUGACCUAGAUUUAGACAUAGUAUCCGAGGUGAGAGAGUAUGUGAGUGAAUUGAGUAGUAGGAGUAGCCUUAGGGGUCUAGUAGGAAACUGUAACCUUCCUCACCAUGUCCUAAUUAGGCUUGCUGGGGGGUGGUACUACUUCGGCCCUCGGUCGUCCAGCGAAGAGAAUAGGGGUCUAUUCACUAUUGGACCGUCAUCCAUCAAAGGCUGGAAAGAAAAAUUCUUCUUUGUGGAUGACACCGAGUGGAGUAGGAUGGAUGUCGAAGUAGAACAAUUGUCUGCUUGGAAAGCUAAGAGGGCCAAGCAGAACAAUUAUAUGUUGAAUGAGGAUGAAGUGGAAGAAGUAGGGAAGCUGGUGAGGGAAGAGGGGGAGUUAGUGGAUAUCAUGUGCCUCACCAGCGCAAAGGCGAUAGAGGCUGCCGAGCUCUAUGGGCCAAGCUCAUUGAGUGAAGCUGAAAUUGAUGGCUUUCUAAACGCUGCUGGGGGCCUGGCUAUCCCAAAGAAGCCAAGGAAGAAGUCAAAGACUUCAACUGCGGCAGAAAAGGGGGUGGUAAAGAGGGAGCGGUUGUCCAGCACUUCUGCCCGUGCUUUGGAGAUGCAGCCAAGGCCAAAGCCUGUGAGAAUGAGCAGUGAGGAGGUGAGCAAGGAGGUUGCACCACUCCAGAGAAAGAAGAGGAAGGUGGCAGAACCAGAAGUUAGGAGGGAUGAGGUGAUUGAGUUCGUGCCUCGACCUUCUCCUCUUGAAAUUGAUCCUGAAGUCAGGGAGAGGAAGGAGGCCGAGGUGCGAGGCCCUGGCAAAGGGAAGGAGCUCAUCCCUCCCCUUUCAUUCCAGAAAAGUCUAUUCGAUGCAACCAACGUCACUGGAGCGAAGCGGUUCUUAAAUGCCACUCUUCCGGAGGUGGAUAAAAGGCAAGCGAGGGAUGAGGCGGUGGGCCACCUGGGGGCGCGGAUUGUGAGGCACGCCCUAGAGAGUGUAAGCUGGGUAAACGCUCUAGUGCAGGAGUACGCGGAGAGCGUGAGAGAUUGUGCUAGCUUACAAGCUCGAGGUCAAGACAAAUACAUUGAGAACAUAAAGAAAGGAGCGACGGAGCUAAAGAAGAACGUGAAUCUGCUGGUUCACAACGGAAUGGAAGAGCACAUUGGCAACUUCCUCAACUCCAGCAUCUUUGAGAACAUCAUCAACCUCUACCGGCUGCCGACCGCAAUUGUGGCCUUCACCGACUGUAGAAAGAAGGUGAAGGCUCAGUACCCGGAGGUGGACGUUACGACGGUCACCUUUGGUAAAGAAGAAGAAGGAGUGGAGGAGGAUGGUGAGAGCCUCUCUGCUAACUUAUGGCCUCUGAUCAAGCUGAGGUGGGAGCGUGACGUAGAGGGGCGUACUAUCUUUCCUCCAGCCUUUGAUGUUGAGUUGGUGGCUGUAGAGGAAGAGGAAGAAGUGCCAAAUACUGGAGUGGAGAACCAAGCAAUCCCGGCCGAAGUCCAGUCUCCUCUGGCGAAGUGCAGUAGAUAGCUCUUCCUGAAGCAGAAGUGCCGCCUCUGCCUACUGGGGAUGAGCCGCCUCAACCACCUUUUCAUGCUGAGGAACAGCCUCCUCCUCUAGUAGAGUAGCUUAGGUUUUUAUAUCUUUUAGUUAUAUUUGUAAAUAACAUUUUUGUAAUUAAUAUUAAUUUAUAAAAAUUUUGAAGUUAU